Tyto alba (common barn owl) is the source of this 1014-nucleotide messenger RNA. Its product is annotated as olfactory receptor 52K2. Gene Ontology annotation, molecular function: olfactory receptor activity; G protein-coupled receptor activity. The transcript has a single exon. Gene Ontology annotation, biological process: G protein-coupled receptor signaling pathway. The record is from RefSeq and is a predicted model, not a curated record. Gene Ontology annotation, cellular component: membrane. The coding region runs from base 1 to 1014 and encodes 337 amino acids. NCBI's taxonomy places the organism in Eukaryota, Metazoa, Chordata, Aves, Strigiformes, Tytonidae.
AUGUCCCCCUCGCGUCCCACCAACACCUCGCUGUCGGAACUGCACCUGACAGGCAUCCCGGGGCUGCAGCACCUGCACCACUGGAUCUCCGUCCCCUUCUGCAUCAUGUACCUCGUCACGCUGGCUGGGAACAGCACCCUCCUGUGUGUGAUAAAGGCUGAUCCCAGCCUGCACAUGCCCAUGUUCCUUUUCCUGUCCAUGCUGGCUGUCAUUGACCUGGUGAUGUCCACCUCUAUCACCCCCAAAAUGCUGGGCAUCUUCUGGUUUCACUCCACUGCCAUCAGCCUGGAUGCUUGUCUCACCCAGAUGUACUUUGUUCACGCUUUCUCUGUGAUGGAGUCGGGGGUGCUGGUGGCGAUGGCCUUUGAUCGCUACGUGGCCAUCUGCAAUCCCCUGAGGUACUUGUCCAUCCUGACCAGCCCUGUUGUGGCUGCCAUCGGCUUGGCCACCUUGCUCAGGGCUGUGGUUUUCAUGAGCCCCCUCACUUUCCAGAUUCGCCGCCUGCCCCUCUGCAGCCUGGCAGCCGUGGACCACUCGUACUGCGAGCACAUGGCCGUGCUCAAACUGGCCUGCGGCAACGCUGCCUUCAGCAACACCUACAGCCUCUCCUUCUCCACCUACGUGGGCAGCUUCGACUCGCUGCUCAUCGCCCUCUCAUACAUGCUCAUCCUCCGAGCUGUGCUCAACCUCUCCUCCCCACAAGCCCGCAAAAAAGCCUUCAGCACCUGCGGCUCGCACCUCUGCAUCAUAGCCCUCUUCUACAUCCCUGGGCUGCUCUCCAUGUACAUGGAGAGGUACCAGCAGGAGCUCCCACCACACAUCCAGGUCCUGUUGGCUGAUCUCUACCUCCUCAUCCCACCAGCAUUCAACCCCCUGAUCUACGGCAUCAGGAUGAAGCAGAUUCGUGAUGGAGCACGCAGGGUGAUGUCCCGGAGGAGACCCAUAGCAGGAGGGAUUGGGCCUGGCCUUCAAGGCACAGGGCUGGGCCACACGAAGACCAGGUCCAUCCCUUAG